CGCGGGGGACGGCUAGAGCGUCACUCGCCCCGCCGACUUCCUCUUGGUCCUUCCCAACAUGGCGCAGUCGGUGAACAUCACGGAGCUGAACCUGCCACAGCUAGAGAUGCUUAAGAACCAGCUGGAUCAGGAGGUGGAGUUCUUGUCCACGUCCAUCGCCCAGCUCAAGGUGGUCCAGACCAAGUACGUGGAGGCCAAGGACUGUCUGAAUGUGCUGAACAAGAGCAACGAGGGGAAAGAAUUACUCGUCCCGCUGACAAGUUCUAUGUACGUCCCUGGCAAACUGCACGACGUGGAACACGUGCUCAUCGACGUGGGAACUGGCUACUACGUGGAGAAGACAGCUGAGGACGCCAAAGACUUCUUCAAGAGGAAAAUUGACUUCCUCACCAAGCAGAUGGAGAAAAUCCAGCCCGCCCUACAGGAGAAGCAUGCCAUGAAGCAGGCUGUCAUGGAAAUGAUGAGCCAGAAGAUCCAGCAACUCACAGCUCUGGGGGCAGCCCAGGCCACGGCCAAAGCCUGAGAGAUUUCUUGCGGAGCGUGGGGAAGGCUCCCCAGGACUUUGGGGGUGUGGUUCGCGGGGAGCGGCGGGAGGAGGCGGGGACGGGCUCGUGUUUAAUGUGAAUAAAUGUGUCCGCUUGGUA
This is a messenger RNA of Ochotona curzoniae (black-lipped pika), 644 nucleotides long. It is a transcript of the gene PFDN5, whose product is annotated as prefoldin subunit 5. The record is from RefSeq and is a predicted model, not a curated record. Gene Ontology annotation, biological process: protein folding; regulation of DNA-templated transcription. The coding region runs from base 59 to 523 and encodes 154 amino acids. The transcript is spliced from 6 exons. NCBI's taxonomy places the organism in Eukaryota, Metazoa, Chordata, Mammalia, Lagomorpha, Ochotonidae. Gene Ontology annotation, cellular component: cytoplasm; prefoldin complex.